AUGAGCAACAUCAACUUCCUGCCUACCAUCGAAGACGCCUACGGCGCGCUCUCCGCCGAGCAGCUCGACAUCCUGCGCCAGCAGGUGCUCUCCGAGGGCGGCGACAUCGCAUCGAUCCAGUCGCGCUUCAACUACGCCUGGGGCCUUGUCAAGUCGCACGACGCCGAGGACCAGCGCCUGGGCGUCAAGCUGCUCACCGACAUAUACAAGGAGUCCCCGAUGCGCCGCCGCGAGUCUCUGUACUACCUGGCGAUCGGGUGCUACAAGUUGGGCGAGUACGCGAUGGCCAAGCGCUACGCGGAUGCGCUGGUAGCGCACGAGCCUGACAACGCGCAGGCGCGCACGCUGAAGGCGAUGGUCGAGCAGAAGAUCCAGACCGAGGGCCUCAAGGGCGCGGCGCUGGUGGGCGCGGGGCUGGCGGCGGUCGCAGCGGCGGCCGGGUUUCUGCUGCGGCAACGGCGGCCUUAG
Eremothecium gossypii ATCC 10895 is the source of this 468-nucleotide messenger RNA. RefSeq names its product Fis1p (gene FIS1). The transcript has a single exon. Gene Ontology annotation, cellular component: peroxisomal membrane; mitochondrial outer membrane. NCBI's taxonomy places the organism in Eukaryota, Fungi, Ascomycota, Saccharomycetes, Saccharomycetales, Saccharomycetaceae. Gene Ontology annotation, molecular function: protein binding. Gene Ontology annotation, biological process: mitochondrial fission; autophagy of mitochondrion; peroxisome fission. The record is from RefSeq and is marked provisional. The coding region runs from base 1 to 468 and encodes 155 amino acids.